Salvelinus sp. IW2-2015 is the source of this 1248-nucleotide messenger RNA. It is a transcript of the gene taf13, whose product is annotated as TATA-box binding protein associated factor 13. Gene Ontology annotation, molecular function: protein heterodimerization activity. The record is from RefSeq and is a predicted model, not a curated record. Gene Ontology annotation, biological process: transcription by RNA polymerase II. Gene Ontology annotation, cellular component: transcription factor TFIID complex. NCBI's taxonomy places the organism in Eukaryota, Metazoa, Chordata, Actinopteri, Salmoniformes, Salmonidae.
CGGCAACUACAGCGAAGAAUAAAUUGACAAUUUGGUUGAGUAGUCGUUGUCGUGACCCUCUGUGUUUGUCAUUGUUAUAAAGUGAAAAAGCCGCCACAACGCAACAAAAAAUAAACGGCCAGGACUCCAAUUGCAUCUAACCUGCACGGUUUGCGAAAUAUCGUUGGACACACUGGGCUUUGUAACUAGCUAGAUAAUCACAUAGCCAGCUAGCGUUAGCUACAAUUGCUAGCUCUAGUACACCGUUGGGUCUGUGAGGAUGGCGGAGGAGGAAGACGAAGUUGGUUUUGACGAGGAUUUGGAUGACGGGGCGGGUGGAGCGGAUGGGAACCACGGCAAAAGGAAAAGGCUGUUCUCUAAAGAACUUCGGUGUAUGAUGUAUGGAUUUGGAGAUGACCAGAAUCCCUACACCGAGUCAGUGGACAUCCUGGAGGACCUUGUGAUCGAGUUCGUCACGGAGAUGACACACAAAGCCAUGUCCAUCGGACGCCAGGGCCGUGUCCAGGUGGAGGACAUUGUUUUCCUUAUCCGGAAAGAUCCAAGGAAGUUUGCCAGAGUGAAAGACCUCUUGACGAUGAACGAGGAGCUGAAGAGAGCCCGCAAGGCCUUUGAUGAAGCGAACUAUGGCUCUUAGGGCCUUUGGUAGAGGGAUUUGGCCUUCACCACAAGUACAUGUCUUCUUUCCCUUUUUUAAACUUCUCUUUCAUAUUGUCCAAGCUGUUUAUUCUGCUUUGAUCAGUGGACAUGUGUUUUUGAGGAUUUAAACUUUGUUGUUGCAGAUGUGAACAUAGAGAGUGUUCAUUCACCACCCACUUGUGACUAAAGAUAUGUUUGUGCUCAUGUGAAAUGCUUAUGCCUUCUAUAGACAUCUUUCRAUCUUUAUUUAACUAGGCAAGUCAGUUAAGAACAAAUUCUUAUUUACAUUGACGGCCUAGGACCAGGGGCAGAACGACAGAUUUUUACCUUGUCAGCUUGGAUUCGAUCUAGCAACCUUUCGGUUACUGGCCCAAUGCUCUAUCCACAAGGCUACCUGCCGCCCCAUUAACAUACACACAUCUAAUCCUAGAAAGUUGUGUUAUUUAUGGUAUACUGUGCUGUAUCCACAGAAGGACAUCACAUUGCAGUAUGAAUCAUUAGGUCCUGUGAGGAAAUGUCUCUUAGGUGAGAAUUGUUGUCCUGUUUAUCAGUAAGGAUAGUGACGUAAUGGUGGAAUGGACAUUUAUGAAUAAAGUAACUUCCAAUCCUUGA